AUGCCACAUCUGUCGAAUUCCUCUUACCAGUUUUGGUACGACGAGAAGCGGGUUGCGCUGGGACGAUCAAUCGACGGGGUCAUUGCCCAGCUCAAAGCCCUUCAGGAGACCAACUCGACAAGACCGCUUCACUACCCUUCGUCGAGACUGGUGCCAAGACCGGCGGUGACGGAGGUGGUUAAGCAAAACGGCGGCGGCCGAGACGAGGAUUACGACAACGAUAACGAUGACGACGACGACGACGACGAUGACGACGACGACGAUGACGACGACGACGACAUUAACAACGAAGAGGAUGACGAGCUCCUGGUUCUACGACUGGACGUGAGGCUAGGCGGGUCGCAGCAUAGCGACUCGCUGCAGAUGCUGGGCAGGGACGCCAUCGCGUCGGUGCUGGGGGAGCGGUUCGGGACGAGCGUGCGGCAGCUGCUGGCGCUGCGGGAGCGCAUCGACGACCCGCUGAGCAAGAUACUGGUAACGGGAGACGUCAACGCGGGCAAGUCGACGUUCUGCAACGCGCUGCUGCGACGGCGAGUGCUCCCGGAGAACCAGCAGCCGUGCACGGCCAUCUUCUGCGAGGUGCUCAGCGCCAACCAGAACCAGGGGCGUGAGGAGGUGCAGGGGACAACGAUGGAGCAGCGGCGUGACUCGUUCGGCCUGCGCGACUUGGAACGCGUGGUGACGGACCCUCAGUACACGCAAUGCAAAGUCUUCGUGGACGACAGGCGCACGGCCGACGAGUCACUGCUCAGCAACAAGGAGGUGGUGGAUAUCACGAUCAUCGACGCACCCGGGCUCAACCAUGACACGGCCCACACGACGGCCGUGUUCGCGCGCCAGGAAGAGAUUGACGUCGUCGUCUUCGUCGUCUCGGCCGCCAACCACUUCACCAUCUCAGCCAAGGACUUUAUACGUGCCGCCACUGCCGAGAAGGAGUAUCUCUUCAUCGUGGUCAACGCCUUUGACACAAUCCGCGACAAGGACCGCUGCAAGAAGGGCAUCAUGGACCAGAUCCAGCUGCUCAGCCCUCAGACCUACCGCGAGGCCUCGGAGCUGGUGCACUUCGUGUCGAGCAACUCGGUCCUGGCGCCGCCAACGCCUGCUCCCGGCGACGAGCAGUACUACCCGGUCCAGCCGCCCGUGGACCCUGCCGUCAUCGCCGCCCGAACCCGCGAAUUCGAGCGCCUGGAGCGGUCCCUGCGCAAGUUCGUGCUCGAGAACCGCGCCAAGUCGAAGCUGGCCCCGGCGCGCACCUACCUCCUCAACACGUUGCACGACAUCCGCAGCCUGGUCUCGGCCAACAUGCGCGAGGCCCGCGCCGAACUGGACCGCGCUUCAGACGCUAUGAGCGACCUAGUGCCCCAGCUCGAGGCCCAGCGCAGGACCCUGAUAGAGGUCGGCAACAAGAUCGACGCCACCGUCGAGGAUACGUGCCGCGACGUCUUCGACCACAGUCGCGCCACCAUCGGCGCCGCCAUCACCUUCGCCGGCGACCUCGACGUCGAGACCCACUUCGGUGUCCGCUACACCGGACCCUGGAACGCCUUCCAGUACGCCAACGAGCUGCGCGACGCCAUGCUCACCCGCAUUUCCCACGUCGUCGUCGGCUGCGAGGACAACGCCCGCGCCCGCGCCACCGUGGGCGUCAACUCCAUCACCCAGCUCGGCAUUAUACACAGCAGGACUGCCGCCACUACCAACGGCAGCAACAGCAACCCCUUUGAGAAGCUCCAUUUCCGCCCAGAGGUCAUGUUCUCCCGCAAGCGCGACGCCCUGGCCAAGCAGGUGGACAUCACAGUCGAGCUACAGGACUUUGUCGACUGGCCCUCCCUCGUGUCCACCGAGAAGUUUGCCGGAGCAGGCAUGGCCCUCACCCUGGCCACCACCGCCGUGGGGAGCCGUCUCGCCGACCCCCGUGGCUGGAUAGACUCCAUCAUGACUCUGACCCGCGUCAUGGACGGUAACAGUCUACAUCGUAUCGUCGUUCCCGGUGUCGUCCUAGCGGUCAUUGCCGCCGUGGGAGCCCACGUCCUCCAGCAAAUCCCCCACGCCGUAUCCCACCACCUAGCCGCCAAGGUAGCCGCCGAGCUCGAGUCGGCCGACUACGUCCUCGCCAACUCGACUCGCAUCGCCGACAGGGUGCGCCGCGUGCUGCGCACCCCCGCCGAGACCGUCCGUUCCGCCCUGGACAGGUCCGUGCGCGACCUAGGCCAGCGCCGCGACGACAUGGACAAGGUCCGCGGUGAAAGCCACGUCGCCAUCCGUCGCUUCGAGUCUCUCCUGCGCGCCAAUGCCGACGAGCGUGCUGCCGUGAUGGCAAUCGACCUCGAGGCUCCUCCGCCUGGAACGCCG
Geosmithia morbida is the source of this 2352-nucleotide messenger RNA. RefSeq names its product mitofusin 2. The annotation marks the transcript as partial. Lineage: Eukaryota; Fungi; Ascomycota; Sordariomycetes; Hypocreales; Bionectriaceae. The transcript is spliced from 2 exons. The record is from RefSeq and is a predicted model, not a curated record. Gene Ontology annotation, cellular component: mitochondrial outer membrane. Gene Ontology annotation, biological process: mitochondrial fusion. Gene Ontology annotation, molecular function: GTP binding; GTPase activity.